Messenger RNA from Lemur catta (Ring-tailed lemur), 6327 nucleotides. It is a transcript of the gene IQCE, whose product is annotated as IQ motif containing E. The record is from RefSeq and is a predicted model, not a curated record. Gene Ontology annotation, molecular function: protein binding. NCBI's taxonomy places the organism in Eukaryota, Metazoa, Chordata, Mammalia, Primates, Lemuridae. Bases 152 to 2311 code for a protein of 719 amino acids. The transcript has 23 exons.
GGGGCCCCACGGGUCGGCGGCGCGGUUGCCAUGGCAGCAGGGUCGAGGGUCAGCGCGCAGACAGGCCCGGAGGCUGCGGGCGGCCCUCGGAGCCCCACACAGGUGUCUCCGAGCCCGCAGCUCUGAGGGGUGGCCGGGCAGCGCCGCCGCCAUGUCGCUGGGCACCGGGGAGGCGACCUCGGAGACGGGAGAUGACAGUCUAUCUGCAAUCACCUUUGACUCUGACUUUGAGACGAGAACAAAAAGGAAAAGUUUCCACAAACCUCCACCCACAUCACCAAAAUCACCCUAUCACUCUAAGCCAAGAAAAGUGUCAUCCUGGAGGUCCCUCAGGACCGCAGCGAGCAUGCCUCUGGGUGGUCGAAUGUCCUUAACCCCACAGAAGCUGUGGCUGGGAACUCCGAAACAAGGAAGUCUGACCGAACCCCUGAAAUCAAACCUCACCUUGGAGCAUGCAUGGACCAACCCCCCCAGCAGCACUCCCAACUAUCUGACAGAAGCUUUAAGAAUGAAGAGGUCAAACCUCAGGCGUUCUGCCAGCAAUGGUCAUGUCCCUGGGAUUCCUGUCUACAGAGAGAAAGAAGAUAUGUAUGACGAGAUUAUUGAGUUAAAGAAGUCAUUACACAUGCAGAAAAACGAUGUGGAUCUGAUGAGGACAAAGCUUCGGCGCUUAGAAGAGGAAAAUAGCAGGAAGGAUCGGCAGAUAGAGCAGCUCUUGGAUCCCAGUCGAGGCUCGGAUUUUGUUCGGACUCUGGCAGAGAAAAGGCCUGAUUCCGGUUGGGUUGUGAAUGGGCUGAAGCAGAGGAUCCUGAAGCUGGAGCAGCAGUGCAAGUCGAAGGACGCCACCAUCAGCAAACUCCAGACUGAUAUGAAGACCACUAACUUGGAAGAGAUGAGGAUCGCCAUGGAGACAUACUACGAGGAGAUUCAUCGUCUCCAGACUCUCUUGGCAACUUCUGACACUACAGCAAAGAAGCCUGCGGGGGAGAAGAAGGCGGGUGCUAAGAGGCAGAAGAAGAUGAGCAGUGCUCUCCUGAACCUGUCUCGGAGCGUCCAGGAGCUGACAGAGGAGAACCAGAGCCUGAAGGAAGACCUGGACCGUGUGCUGAGCAACUCCCCCACCACCUCCAAGAUAAAGGCAGGUUACGUGGAGUGGAGCAAGCCCAGGCUGCUGAGGCGCAUUUCGGAGCUGGAGAAGAAAAUCAGUUCUAUGGAGAGCUCAAAAUCACACGCCUCAGACCUGGCCAAAUCCAAUCCGCUGGCUCGUCCUGCAUCAGGCUCCACGGUGCACAGACAGCCACGAGGGGACCAGGACCACCAGGAGGACCAGGAGCAUCUCCAAGAGGCCAUGAGAAACCUGACGGGGGAGCGGAAUGCCCUGCAGAUGCAGCUGCUGGAGAGAGAGCUGGAAGUGAAGCAGCUGCUGCAGACGAAGGCUGACUUGGAGAAGGAGCUGGAAAAUGCGAGGGAAGACAAGGAGGAGAGAAGAGAACGAGAGGAGGCUUUGAAAGAGGAAAUUCAAACACUUAUCAACAAGUUUCAAGAACUGCAAGAAAUUAGGAAAGAAGAGAAAGAUGAUCCCGUGGAAACUACUCAUGAGACCCAAGAAGAGCUCCGAGCUUCCGCUCCCAACAGCAGGCACUCUGAGCCAGACUCGAAUGCAGACUCGAGUGAGGAGGGGCCCUUGCGGUCCCACCCCACCUGCACCAACGGGAGAAGAGACACUGCGGCCAGGACCCUGCAGGCCCAGUGGAAGUUGUACAAGCACAAGAAAAGAAAAGCUGUUCUGGAUGAGGUGGCUGUAGUGCUUCAGGCAGCUUUCAGGGGACAUCUGGCUCGGGCGAAGCUCUCAGCAAGCAAAGCAUGUGACUCAGAACCUUCCAGCAUGCCCAGCCUCCCAAAUCAGAGCUCUCCCACGUCCCGCAUCCCGAGCCCCAUCGCCCAGGCCGAGGGCAGCCCCAGGCAAGAGGAAGCCAUCACUGUCAUCCAGUCCGUCUUCCGGGCACACCUGGCCCGGGCCAGGCACAGUGCUACCGGUAACGGGACCACCGCCGCCUGCGCUGAGAGGUCUGCUUCGGCCACACACGAAGAAACCUCCUCUCCGCACUUCCUUGCAGCUCCUCCUGGGAAGGAGGACAGCGAAGCCAGCAGUGGGGAGACUGCAGGGAUGAGGAUGGGCCAGGGAAGUCGGCAGCCCCGAGGCCCUGCCCUGCAGCGCCCUCUCCCUCUCGGUUCCCGGUGCCUCCACCCGUGGAUGACGUCAACUCCGAUGACUCCGAUGACGUGGUCAUCGCCCCACCUCUGCUUGUGAGGAAGAGUUCUUCCCCGGUCUAGGUCCCCAGCCGUCUUCUGCACAUGGCCAUGGCUGUCGGGGGUAGGUUAGGGUUCAAAGGACAAAGCCUGUUCUAGAGGACAGACAUAAUAACCACAGUUGGAAAGAUAAUUUAUCUUGUUAGGAAAAGAACAAUACCUACUGAACACCUCAACAUCUGCGUUGGUUUUUCUCUUUGUUUUUGCAUUUUUGUUUGUUUAAGGAACCCUGAAUGCCUUUAUUUUGUUCUUUGGGGAGGGCCAAGCGGUUGCAUCCCUCCUUCACGUCUGGCUGUGGUUCAGAGGGUGCUUUUUUGGUGCCGACAGACACAUCUACCCUGAAUUGGGGGCAGCCAGGGAGGCCUGCAAAGACACGUUCUUUUAUAGCAACUUACAGCCUGCCCGUGACCUUGGCUGGGAGGAGCCGCCUUACAAGGAGCCAGCACCACACCACCCUCAUCCUCCGCCAGCAUCUGCUCCAACCUCUGCCCCUCCUGGCCAGGCAGAUACGCCCUGCAGUGCCCUUCGGAAGAGCAGCCACGAGACAGGCUUCCCCCAUCCCUACAACAAAAUGCAGACUCCCAAAGGCUAAGAGAGGCUGAAGAUACCCAGGUCCCCAGAUGAGCCCCUCCGUCCCCCUCACCACACAGUCCAUUCUUCUGUCCCCAACCCCUGGGUACAACCCUGAGAGCUGCCGUUCCUAGGAAGGAGUCUGGGCAGAAGUUUGUCCCUGGGUAGACUCAGACUUUUAAAAUUCCAGAUUAUAAUCACAAAAGCAGCAUCACACUUGCCUUUGAAAUAAACAUCAGGGGAAAGGCUGUCCCCAAGCAGGUGGCAGGUGCUUCAACCUCUGCAGGUGACCAAGGGGAAGAGGAAGAGAGGGCAGGGGGAGGGCAGCUGUCACUCCAAAGGAGAGCAGAGCUUCUCGUGCCACACUUCAUUCUGUGUCUCGGGACACCCUUGAUUGUGGUGGCCUCUGUACAGGCCACAGGCUCCACAGCCGGACGUGCUGGCCGUUCGGAAGCCGGCAGCUGCAGCUGUGCGCAGUGGAGUUCCUGUUAGGAGCUCACCGUGUCGGUCCGUUGUCUGUCUGUGAGAUUAGCCCUUGCUGGUGAGCAGAAGUGAAGAGCCUGGAUCGGGCAGGACCACAGGGGCACGUAGACCCCCGUGCAGCCCCGGUCUGGUGUCUGAAUCUCCCUGCAGAAUCCCAGCCAGGACGGACCAGCCUCAACUUGAGCCGCUCAGGACCUGAGAGCCCCUCUGUCCUGCACCAGGUCGUCCAUCUUAGGAGAGCGCCGAUGUCGGAAACCUCUCUUAGACUGAACCGAUGGAUUCUCCCAAGGGUGCUGCCCACCCUUGGGUGCCUCCUCUUCCCCAACAGAACAUCUGAUCCUCUUCAACAUGGUGGCCUUCUCAUGUCAACCUCAGGGGACGUCGGCUGAGCCUGAGACCUCCACGGUGGUCAGAGGCUGCCAGCUCCAACACAGCAAGGCUGUGGCCAGGAGCAGGGAGCUUGGCAUUGACCACCUGCCACGUUGGAUGACGGGGUGGGGGGGGGUCCCCCCAGCCCAGCCCUGGGAUGGGGCCACGCAAAGUCCUGAUCACCCUAUGGUUCAUCACCUGGCCCUGUCUCCACUUAGGCUCUGUUCACACAGUGGGCCAGGAGCCUGGCUCGUUCAGUCUUUUUUCCUUAUUUGGACCGUGGGCUGUCAAAUCAGUUUUCUUUUCUUUUUCAUUGAACUGAUUGGUAACAUGACUGAUUCCUAAGUGACAGAGCCUUGUGUGGACCCUUGCCUCAUUUCAUCCGCUUGGGUCUGUCUCCUCCCCCACCCCCUGUUGCAGGUUCAAGGCUGCAGGUCUGUAGGAGCCAGUUUACCUAUGAAGCGUCAAGAGGGUGACACAGGUUCCUAUAGGUUCAGUGUGGGGGAGGGGGGCCUUGAUUCUGUCCCUCCCUCUCCCUCAAUUUCUCAUCGUGUGCUCACUCUUAGGAACCGGUGGCCUAGAGUUCUAGGUCGUAGAUGUUGAGGGAAGAUUAUCACCAUCAGGGACGUCCCUGCUUCAGGAGAAGGUGCUGGGGGCAGGAGGCACCAGGGCAGGCUGUCGUGGUGUCAGACCGCCAUCCUGUGCAUGAGGCUGUAGGGGCCUGGCCAACAGGCAGAGCUGAGAACAAGGUCAAAGUCAGCCAAUGCACUUUUCCAAGAAAAUGGCCCUGAGAACUGUAAAUAUGUAAAUUUUUCUAUUUGUCCCCUUUUGGUGCAGCCCUGUUGAUCUUUUAAAAGCGAACGUUCUGUCUUGAAGCUACCUCAGUAGAUGACAAUACCUCAAGCCUGUGUCUCAGGCUGAUGUUGAGUGUCCAGUGCUGGCCACCCAGGCCUCUGUGCUGGGGCAGCCUGCCCAGCUGCUGUGUGACCCCCCCAACACUGUGUGGUUUUGUUCCAUGGAGAAAGCACCAGGCGGAGGGGCACACUUGUAGGAUGCCCCAGGGAACCCCUGCUGGCUCAGCAGGAGAGGGAAGGGAGCCCCUAGAGUGGGUGCCCAGCAAGAAAGUCAGCCGUGAACUCUGCCUUCCGUGUCGGUGUUACCCUGCAGGACAGGCCCCUCUUCCUGUGCUUGGCGACGGAGGAGCCAGUACCGACACCAGGCCUGCCAGCUGGAGCUGUGGGCGGGCCGGGGGCAGUGGCAAGACAGACAGCCCUGGGGAGACUGGGCCAGGGAGUGAGUCCAGCAGACAGACCUCGCCUUUGGCGCUACGAGCCAAAGCAGGCCCAGCUGUGUGCACUUCGGGGAGUGGUUGAGUGGCACGUGUCACUCAUUCUGCCCUGACUUUCACUGUAAUACCUCCACGUCACCUGGAACUUAGGAACGAUAGUGAAAAUUUACCUGCUGUUUGGGGCUGUUAGGUAGUCCAACUUUCCCCAUCCCGUGCCCAAUAAACAAGCAGUCACAGAUGUGGAAGUCUCCCUGCGCCUGGCCCAGCUGCGGUGGCAGCAGCCCCACCCAUUGAUGCUGCUGAAGUUGGCCUCUGUGAAGGAGUGGCAGCUGCAGGUGCACCUGACCAGGUGUGCAUGGAGGCCGGUCCCCUCUGCUCACUGCUGCUCCAGCAGAGGCACCAUCUGGAGGUCUCCGGGGCAUCCCUCGAGAUGCACGGAGGCUAGCAUGGCACGGGCCACAGCCCUUAUGGCGCCUUGUGGGAUGCUGCUCAGCCUGCAUGCGCUGCUCUCCCAGCACAGGGAGAAAGAGGAUACCCCAGGCUCAGAAGCUGGGAAAGACUCUUGUGUCACCCUUCUGAAGAUGCCAGGCAGUGCCAUGGCACCCCUGCAUCCCUUGGUCACAUCGCCCACCAGAGCAGCUAAGGAGAAAGUGCAGGAGGGGCAGGGACCAGCCAAGCCACAGGAAGCCGCAAAAGGAGGCAGAGCGAGGUGUGCGUUGCCCAGGGCACAAAGCAGGUGGCAGGUGCCUUUCCGUGGAGCUCCGUGGGAGUUUCCGUACAGGGUGAGCCCAGAAAGAAGCAUGCCCCCUCUCAGCUGGUGGGGAGAGGGGAGGAGGGGCCCACUGAGGGAGGAGGGGCCAGAGAAGACUGCCAAGACCACUGUCCCUCGGGCCUCGGGUGGUGACCCGACUUGGAGACGAGGAGGCAAGAGCCAACCAGGGCUAAAUUCCGGCCUAUGAGGCAGCUUGCUGUAGUGGGGUUUUGCUCAUUUGUCUGUGUAUUAAGGAGGGACUCUGUGACACAGUGGAUGGCCCUGCCCGCCUGUGCUGGCGUAUUCUGUCUGAUGAAUGUCUAUUUUUGUCUCCUGACAAGAGAAGUGAGGACCGUGCUCUCUGUCCGUCAGAUGGACCAGAAACCUGCCUUGCAAAAAGACCAGCUGGGUUAGGAAAAGACAGACCAACCUAGCUGGGAUCUACCAAAAUAAGCACAGCAGAACUUUGCUUCAUUUCUCAGAAAUCAAUAGCUUCUGGGGAAAGCACCAAUAACCUUUGAGAGCUGAAUAAAAAAUCUGUUAUAACCUGUCUUAA